CUCUUUCAUUCUUAAACAUUGCUAACAAAUUUAAGAUUUCAAACACAAGAAUUCUCCAAAACCCAUAAACCAAUCUGUUGUUUUUCUUCUUUAAGGUUUCAGAUUUUGCAGAUAGACACAGAAAAUUGUUUAUAAUAAUGGCUUUGUCUUUCACUCCUUCAUCAGCAGUUCAUGGCUCUUCUUUAUAUUCUUCCUUUGAACAGCCGAAAGCAGCACAAUUUGGUUCAUCUCAGCCAUUAGAUAGGUUUAAUCUCUCAUCAGCUGCUGUGAAACUUUCGAGGCGGCGUUGCGCCAUUAAGCCAUUGAAUGCCGAGCCAAAGAGAAAUGAUUCAAUUGUUCCCUCAGCAGCAACUAUCUUUGCUCCAGAAGUUGUUGAGAAAGUAGAGGAAGAGGACUAUGAAAAAUUGGCCAAGGAGCUUGAAAAUGCUUCCCCUCUUGCGAUUAUGGACAAGGCCCUUGAGAAAUUUGGGAAUGAUAUUGCAAUUGCUUUUAGCGGUGCUGAGGAUGUUGCCUUGAUUGAAUAUGCGCGUUUAACUGGACGGCCAUUUAGAGUUUUCAGCUUGGACACUGGGAGGUUGAACCCUGAGACGUAUAAAUUCUUUGAUGAAGUUGAGAAACACUAUGGUAUUCGCAUCGAAUACAUGUUUCCCGAUGCUGUUGAAGUUCAGGCUUUGGUAAGGAGCAAGGGACUUUUCUCGUUUUAUGAAGAUGGCCACCAGGAGUGCUGCCGAGUAAGGAAGGUUAGGCCGCUGAGAAGGGCCCUCAAGGGGUUGCGUGCAUGGAUAACUGGGCAGCGGAAGGAUCAAUCCCCCGGUACUCGGUUGGAAGUCCCGGUUGUCCAGGUGGACCCUGUUUUUGAGGGAAUGGACGGUGGGGUUGGAAGCUUGGUGAAGUUUAACCCUGUGGCAAAUGUGAAGGGCGAUGAUGUUUGGAAGUUCCUUCGGACCAUGAAUGUGCCUGUGAACUCGUUGCAUGCCAAAGGGUACAUCUCGAUUGGAUGCGAACCGUGCACUCGACCGGUCCUACCUGGGCAACACGAGAGAGAAGGAAGGUGGUGGUGGGAGGAUUCCAAGGCCAAGGAAUGUGGACUGCAUAAAGGCAAUAUUAAGGAGGAAAUUUUAAACGGCAAUGGGAACGGUGCUGCUAAUGCAAAUGGAAAUGCUACCAACACAGAUCUUUUGGUCAACGAGAAUGUUAUGAACUUGAGUCGUCCCGGAAUUGAGAAUUUAUUGAAACUGGAAAAUAGGAGGGAGCCUUGGGUUGUCGUGCUUUAUGCACCUUGGUGCCAAUUUUGCCAGGCAAUGGAAGGUUCAUACAUUGAAUUGGCCGAGAAGUUGGCUGGAUCUGGUAUUAAGGUGGGAAAAUUCAGGGCAGACGGGGAGGAGAAGGCAUUUGCUCAGCAAGAAUUGCAGUUGGGGAGCUUCCCUACUAUACUUUUCUUCCCUAAGCAUUCAGCGCGUCCCAUAAAAUAUCCCUCCGAGAAGAGAGACGUUGACUCACUGCUGGCUUUUGUGAGUGCCCUCCGAUGAAGGCAUCGGAGAUUAGCUUUAGAGGGAAUCAUGAAUCCGUGAUUCGAAUACAUUCUCUAAUACAGAUAAAAGGGGACUUCCAAAAAUCAGAGGACAAUUCCCUGGCAAAUUGAUGUUCUUCUCCAGUUACAGCAUUUGUUUUACUAUCACAUUGUCGUCCUUCCUGCAUACAAUAUUUAUGUAUUUCUUUCUUUUUUCCCCCUCUAUGGAAGUUGAUUAUCGAAGGGCCUCAAUUUUGUAAGUUUUGUUAUGCAUUUGAAAUAAUUAUUUGUAUCUUGUAUUCCCCAUCCAGUGUUAAGCCAGGUUUUAUUCUUAUUCUCAUCUUGGUUUAAAGCUAUUGUUAAUAAAGAGGGAAAACAUACCGGCUUUCAUAUUACA
Messenger RNA from Olea europaea var. sylvestris, 1907 nucleotides. RefSeq names its product 5'-adenylylsulfate reductase 3, chloroplastic-like. The record is from RefSeq and is a predicted model, not a curated record. The transcript is spliced from 5 exons. NCBI's taxonomy places the organism in Eukaryota, Viridiplantae, Streptophyta, Magnoliopsida, Lamiales, Oleaceae. Gene Ontology annotation, molecular function: phosphoadenylyl-sulfate reductase (thioredoxin) activity. Bases 138 to 1529 code for a protein of 463 amino acids.